GUGGUUCUAGUACUAUGUAAUUGCUACGGGCUCACUGCGGAGGACUCCAUGUGGCCCUAGGGGGGAAAUACAUCAUGAUUAUGGCUACAAUAUCCUUUCACUCCUUCCCCUAACAGCUCUGCCACUGAAUCAUGGCGUCACCAUCUGAGGAGAAAAGAAGGACCCAUGUCAUCACUAUAGAUCCAGAUGAAACUGUCUUGACUGCCUUUCCCUACAGACCUCAUAACUCUCUGCUGGAUUUCCUGAAGGGGGAGCCAAAAGUUUUGGGGGCUAUCCAGAUUCUUCUUUCUCUGAUCAUUGUGGGCCUUGGGAUUAUAUUAGCAUUUAAUUUCAUCUUUUUCUCCAAAAAAUUUCCUCUCGUGAUCCUCACAGGAUAUCCAUUCUGGGGAGCAUUUAUUUUUUUCUUGACAGGAUUCAUCUCAGUGUUCGAUGAUAAAUCAAGACAAAUUCUGGGACAAGGAAUCAUGACCAUGAAUAUCUUCAGCUCACUGGUUGCGUUAGCUGGGAUGGCCUUGAUCUUCAUCAGCUUCACACAGCAGCACAAAUUCUGUCAGGCGCCCUCCCUCGAAGGAACAUGUGUUGUAGGCAGAACACUUCUCCUUGGAAUUCUGUCAGUCUUAUUAAUCAUCACCAUAGCAGAGUUCAGCAUAUCUGUGACUAUUGCAUCCUUAAGAAGCAAGUGCUGGACCAGUUCAAGAGAGGCUGUAUUCUUUUUUCCUUCAGAAGUUCCUCAAAAUACUGAACAGCCUGUGCCAGAAGAAAAUAAUCAAUUACAAUUUGAGUUUCAAGGAAAAUCUCCCAGUGGUAAUGCAGAUUCAAACAUAAAAACCAUUUUCUUAGGGGGUUAUGCUUUCUUCAAGUUAAGAGUCUCAAGAAAUCCUUCAGCUCCCACAGCUCCCAAAAAUAUCCCACAGAAAAGUGAUAAGGGUACAUCUUCUAUGCGUGUUCCAGAUGAACAAGAGACUAUUACUCAACUCCCACAAGAGGAAAAAACUAAACUGAAUGCUUUACCUCCCCCAUUAACACCAAAGUCUUCAGAAAAUAUUCCUUCUCCAAAAGAGUCUAGAAGCAAUAACCUGAAAGAUGAGGACCUAGAAGCUAUUACACCUCAAACCUCUGAUCUGCAACCCAAAUUGCUUGACAACCAAAAUGUGUCACUUGCAACUCUUAAAACUCCAUCCUCACAUGAUUUCCUCCCUUUGUUACCUGACACUUUAUCAUCCCAAACAUCAAUGGCAGGUCUGUCAACACAAGUUUUACGCUCUAAACCCCCAUCAUCCCGUUUUUCUUAUGAUCUGACAUCUGAAGACUUGCCUUUUGAAGACAUGCCAUCUCAAGACAUACAAUUCCAAGAUACGCUAACUCAAGACCUACCAUUCCAAGAGACUCUAUCCCUAGGGACUCCAUACCAAGAGCUGUCAUUCCAAGAUAUACUAACAAAAGACAUGUCAUUCCAAGAUACUCCAUCCCAAAAGACUCCAUCCCAAGGAACCCCAUACCAAGAUACCCUAUCCCAAAAGACUCCAUCUGAAGCAUACCAAGAUAUCCCAUCCCAAAAGACUCCAUCCCAAGGAACCCCAUACCAAGAUAUCCUAUCCCAAAAGACUCCAUCUGAAGCAUACCAAGAUAUCCUAUCCCAAAAGACUCCAUCUGAAGCAUACCAAGAUAUCCCAUCCCAAAAGACUCCAUCCCAAGGAAGCCCAUACCAAGAUAUCCUAUCCCAAAAGACUCCAUCUGAAGCAUACCAAGAUAUCCCAUCCCAAAAGACUCCAUCCCAAGCAACCCUAAACCAAGACAUCCCAUCCCAAAAGACUCCAUCUGAAGCAUACCAAGAUAUCCCAUCCCAAAAGACUCCAUCCCAAGGAACUCCAUACCAAGAUACCCUAUCCCAAAAGACUCCAUCCGAAGCAUACCAAGAUAUCCCAUCCCAAAAGACUCCAUCCCAAGGAACCCCAUACCAAGACAGUCUAUCCCAAAAGACUCCAUCUGAAGCAUACCAAGAUAUCCCAUCCCAAGAUAUCCCAUCCCAAAAGACUCCAUCCCAAGAAACUCCAUACCAAGAUAUUCUAUCUCAAAAGACCCCAUCUCAAGAAACUCCAUACCAAGAUACACUAACUCUAGACAUACCAUCCCAAGACACUCAAGCUGUAGAGACUCCAUCACAAGAGAUUCCCUCCCAAGAUACUACAUCCCAGGAUAUGAAAUACCAAGAUCUACUGUCUCAAGACAAACUAUCCCAGAGCACACAAACCCAGGAUUCAGCACCCCAUGACAUGUCUUUCUCAGAUCUUCAAGUAUCAAACACUCAAGUUCAAAGCCAACAAUAUCCAGAAAUAAUUUAUAGGGACAUUCGAACAGAAGUAAUGGAGUUGACUCAAGAAUGGAAGUCUGAUACAGGCAAGAAAACCCCAAGAAGACUUUCCUUAUCCUUGAAAGGCACACAUGAAAAAGUCUAUCCCAAGAGACAUUCCCUGGACCUGCAAAUCAAAGGUGACAAACCCCCAAGGAGAUAUUCUGUAGACUUACAAAGGAAAACUUCAAGACGGAAAUCCAUAGAUCAGCAAAUCAAAGCCUGGCUAUCCCCAAAGAAGCACACCACAGAGAAACAAGAUGCAUAUACUCAAACCUCAGAGCAAUUCCUAGAGCAAGCUGGUCAGCAGCAGGCAGAUGAGGAGGAGGUCCCAGUACAAGAAUCCCAAGAUCAGCAAAGCAAAGACCAAAAAUCUGUAGAGGAACUAUACCCAGAAGAACAGCUUAAUAACAAAGAGGAAGAAGAUCAGGAGUCUAAUAAAGAGCAACCUCCAGAAGAACAAGCUCAAGUUCAACAAGCUGAAGACCAGCAGCCCCAAGAGCAGAAAGCCCCAAAGAGCCAGUCCUCAAACUGGCAACAAAGACAACAAGUGCUAGUAAGGAGAGUCCCAAUGCAGUCAUGUGAGGACUGGGACUCCCAAAGCUUUCAGUUCACAGAAAAGUCAUGUUCAUACUGGUCAACUUCAUCCUGGCAGCCUGCUAGCCUGGGAUCCCAAGACUGGAGAAGUCAAGGCUGGAGAAACAAAGAUUGGAAAGCACAAGAAUGGCAGUUCGAAAUACAUCCUUCCCUAGACUGGGAAUCCCAAGAGCUAUUAGAGAGAGAAUCCUUAAGGCAAAGGGCACUAUACCAAGAAAUCCAACCCCGCAGCACCAUAGUCCAAUACACCCAAGAUCAUCAAUUGCGUAACUUUAUAUUUCAAGUAGGUCUGUGUCAAGGUAACGACCAACAAGAUUCUGAAUCUAGUGUUGUAAGAGGAGAUACAUAUGCAGAUGAUGUACAAACAAGAGACAGAGAACCUGGAGACACAGAAGAUACAUGCCAGAAACCAAAAGAUGAGCAGUCAGAAGACAUGAGGCCAGAUAAUUAUCCUGCUUCUUGUCAGAGCCUGGUUCCAUACACAUAUGUAACCUGUUUAUCCAAUAUAGCUUCAGAGCAAGAGGUGCAAAACAGUACAUCACCCCAUUCAUAUUCAUCCAAAGAUCUGAAUGCUACUUCUUCCUCAUGUUGUCAGAGAGAUCAACCUCAAUCUGAAGAUUCAGACUAACAUGCAUAUCUAACCAAAAACCACAGAUCCCAGAUAAUGGAGCCAGAUGAGGAUGAAGUGGUUGAUUUUUCCCUAACCUGUCUUCUCACCUGUGCUUGCUGUCUAAUUCACUCACCAGAGUAAAGGGCAUGCAGGACCUACAAAGAACUCAUUCCUUUUAAAAGCAAAAUGACAACAAGUCAAAUGUUAAGACUAUAUCAAAACCUUCUGGGAGUGAAGAAAUAAAUGUCAUCUAAGCUGUAAAA
Molecule: messenger RNA, 3820 nt
Organism: Peromyscus leucopus (white-footed mouse)
Lineage: Eukaryota; Metazoa; Chordata; Mammalia; Rodentia; Cricetidae
Gene: Ms4a14
Product: membrane spanning 4-domains A14
Biological process (GO): cell surface receptor signaling pathway
Cellular component (GO): plasma membrane
Source: RefSeq, a predicted model, not a curated record